Messenger RNA from Periconia digitata, 1248 nucleotides. The record is from the annotation of a GenBank genome assembly. Lineage: Eukaryota; Fungi; Ascomycota; Dothideomycetes; Pleosporales; Periconiaceae.
AACCCAAUUCCCCUUAUCGCAAUGCCGCGGGCGCCAACCGCGCGCAAUGCGCCUCCCCGAGGUGGAGGUCAUGGUGGAGGUCGAGGUCGCAAUGGAUCGAGGGGACGAGGAAAUGCGCGGGGACGAAGCAACAGUCGCGGAGGACAUCGCAACGAGCCUUACCCUCGAGAGCCUGUUCCCCUGCCAGUGCGAUCCAACGAUGCGCAGCGCCCGGAUAGGAUCAAUUCCCACGCCGAGCUCGAGCAGGCGUACCGACGGGACGAGCAAGAUUACCGACGAGACGAGCGCUUCUACGCACGAGACGAGCAAGCUUACCGCCGGGACGAACAAGCCUACAGGCGCGACGGGGUUGACUACAGGCGUGAUGAGGUCGACUACAGGCGCGAUGAGGUUGACUACAGGCGCGAUGAGGUUGACUACAGGCGCGAUGAGGACGACUACAGGCGCGGUGGGGACGACUACAGGCGCGGCGGGGAUGGCUACAGGCGUGGCGAGGAAUACUACAGGCGGGACGAGCAAGCUUAUAGGCGUGACGACCGUGAAGAGCGAGGCGCGACCCGUCAAGGUCUGAGGAGCUCUAGUGAUCGAGGACGGAACGAUGGAGGACGAGGCAAUUCGCUAGAUCCGCGCGCAAGGCACCAGCAGGCCGACCAGUAUCGCCCCGGUACCAGCGAUAGUCGGGCCAGCGGCAGUUUCAACACCGAGAACGACUUGCGAAGCGAUGCGCGUCGAGUAAUUGAUCCCGACGGAAUCGGACCAGACAAUGAACCACGGGUGGGCCAGAGGCAGCGUUGGCCGGUCGAGCGACCAUACAAUCUGGGAGCUAUGGGCCGUUAUGGAAUUGAUAUUCCUCUUGACCAGGAUCUUAAUCCCUUAACAUCAAACCUUCGGGAGUCAGGCCGUCAAGAGAGCUCCCGUCGGACGCCAUCUCGCCAAUAUUCAGCGCUUCAAGACCAAGAUCGUCAAGACCAAGAUCUUCAAGAUUACCCUCGUCAAGAUCGCCCUCGUCAGGAUAACCCUCGUCAAGAUCGCACUCGUCAAGAUAACCCUCGUCAAGGUCGAAACCGUCAAGGUCAGAACCGUCAAGAUCUCAAUAACCAAGAGUCAGAUGGUCAAGGACCCGGUCGUCAGGAUCGUCAGGAUCGUCAAGAUGAUCGUCAAGAGUCAAUUCCCAACAAGAAGAAGAAGAAGGGCAAGCGAGGAAAUAAGAAGGGCAAAAAGGCAGCGGCGCAGGCGGCGCAGAACUGA